AUGGAGCGCACAAUUGGAAACCUUGGCCAAGAGAUUCAACAACCAUCAAAUCCCUAUGCCAACCUCUCACAAGAGGGACUGCAGCGUUGCCAAGUUAACACGCUGCUUUCUGUCCUACCUGAGCUUGAUGAGCCUCCCAAGGGCCUUCCAACCAGCUCAGUCGACCUUGGAGAUGGAUACGCUCUCCUACGGAAACGCGACCGAUACUUUCAUCUUCCAGAUCCAGAGCAUGCAGAAGACAUUGCUCAUUUCCUUGGAGAAGGUCGUGUACUUCAUCGCAUCAAGAAAUGGGCACAUCUUUUGCUGCCAAAUGGGCAGAUUGUGCGAUCUGCUUGGCAAGAAACCAUCAAGCCAUUGGAGAAGAUACAUAUUUUGCGGAAUGUAAAGAUUGAUCUUGAUGGACAGGUUUGCUUUGGCGAAAUCUUAUAUUUUACACGGCUGUCUGUUGAAGCAGAUCCUGGUGACAAAGAAGACUGGCAGUUUGUAAAUGUUGCAUUGAUUCAGUUGUAUUCUGCCCCCGACGACUCACUUCUCAAACUCUUGUCGCAAACAGUUGCUUCCUGCACCCGCCUCGAUGAAUUUUGCAUUCUUGAUGUCAAGAAAAUUCUCAGUGUUGUCGCCAUGGUUCCACACACCCCAACACUCCCUUCAGGAGUUACUGAGCCCCAUUUUUUCAUGAUGGAGAGACCGGGUCUUGAUAUAUCCAACCUUGGAGUACCUUACUCAGGCUAUUUGGAUGCUGAGGAUGAUCUUGAUGAUCUUGAUGAUCCCGAAUAG
Messenger RNA from Suillus fuscotomentosus, 777 nucleotides. RefSeq lists its product as uncharacterized. Lineage: Eukaryota; Fungi; Basidiomycota; Agaricomycetes; Boletales; Suillaceae. The coding region runs from base 1 to 777 and encodes 258 amino acids. The transcript is spliced from 2 exons. The record is from RefSeq and is a predicted model, not a curated record.